GGUUCCUUUUGAUACGCAUAAUCUUAAAAAGGCCUUCCUUAUCUUCUCCUCUUCAAAAUCUUGAACUAGAGAAGACAACAAAAGGCAUAGCUUUCUUUUGUAGAAUCCUCUGAUACUCAGAUUCUCUCAUCUCAAGAAAAAAACACAAAAAAGGAAAGCUCUGUUUGAGAAAGAUGAAGAUACAAUGUGAUGUGUGUGAGAAAGCUCCGGCUACACUAAUAUGUUGUGCCGAUGAGGCUGCUCUGUGCGCUAAAUGCGACGUUGAGGUUCACGCCGCUAAUAAGCUCGCUAGCAAACACCAACGCCUUUUUCUUAACUCUCUCUCCACCAAGUUCCCUCCCUGCGACAUCUGCCUUGAGAAGGCAGCUUUCAUAUUCUGUGUUGAGGAUAGAGCUCUUCUCUGCAGAGACUGCGACGAGGCGACCCAUGCGUCUAAUACUCGCUCUGCUAAUCACCAGAGGUUCUUGGCCACUGGAAUCAGAGUCGCUCUGAGUUCAACUAGUUGCAGUAAAGAAGUGGAGACGAAUCAUUUCGACCCAUCUAACCAGCAGAAUGCAAAGCAGACUCUCCCUAAACCUCUAAUUCAACAGUCUGCUGCUCCAUCUCCACCAUGGGAUGGUGAUGAAUUCUUCCGCUACUCUGAUCUUGAGUGCAGUAAUAAGCAGAAAGAGCAGCUCGAUCUCGGGGAGCUAGACUGGCUUGCAGAGAUGGGUUUCCUUGAGGACCAGCCUGAUCAAGAAACUCUACCGGUAGCUGAAGUUCCCGAGCUUUCGUUUUCACAUUUGGCUCAUGUUCAUUCCUACAAUAGACCCAUGAAGUCCAAUGUUUCCAACAAGAAACCGAGGCUUGAGGUCCGGUAUGAUGAUGAGGAAGAGCAUUUCCUUGUCCCUGACCUAGGCUAAGCUUGUAUAUAGCACUUGCUUCGCCAUAUGUAUCUAUACGUGCUCAUCUAUUGUCUUUGUCUUGCUUUCUCUGUGAUCUGAUUCGAACCAGUAAUAGGUUUAAGGAACAAUCUUCUCGUUUUA
Molecule: messenger RNA, 1025 nt
Organism: Eutrema salsugineum
Lineage: Eukaryota; Viridiplantae; Streptophyta; Magnoliopsida; Brassicales; Brassicaceae
Product: B-box zinc finger protein 25
Exons: 3
Coding region: 174-902 (242 amino acids)
Biological process (GO): regulation of DNA-templated transcription; photomorphogenesis
Cellular component (GO): nucleus
Molecular function (GO): zinc ion binding
Source: RefSeq, a predicted model, not a curated record